Cercospora beticola is the source of this 3612-nucleotide messenger RNA. RefSeq names its product translation initiation factor eIF5B (gene FUN12). Gene Ontology annotation, molecular function: translation initiation factor activity; GTPase activity; GTP binding. Gene Ontology annotation, biological process: translational initiation. NCBI's taxonomy places the organism in Eukaryota, Fungi, Ascomycota, Dothideomycetes, Mycosphaerellales, Mycosphaerellaceae. Gene Ontology annotation, cellular component: cytoplasm; mitochondrion. The record is from RefSeq and is a predicted model, not a curated record.
CAUCUCGCCGCGAUUGCACCUGCUGCUGCCAGCGAACCGCUCCGCUCUCUGCACUUCACUUGACUGCACCAACGAGUGCACAUCCAUCACUCUUCUCGCAUCCACAUUAGCAUGCGAGCGCGAGACGACUUUCUUAAUCCCGACCCACCUCCCGAGUUUGCAGGAGGCAAAACACUUCCGCACAGCACUAACAGCUGAAUACCAUCACAUUUCCACAUCCUGCAAUUUGCCACAUAGACCACAGUCUAUCACACACCUCAUCCACUAACGAUCUGUCCACAUCUGUCAAGAUGGCACCAAAAGGCAAGAAGGGCAAGAAGGGCGGCGAUGACUGGGACGAAGGUCUCGGUGAGAGCGCCGAUCCGAUAGCACAAGCAGAGCAAGAGGCCAAGGCUGCUGAGGCCGGCGAGGAGGAAGAAGGUGGCGGUGGUGGCUUCAUGGCCAUGCUCAAGAAGAACCGAGAAAAGCGCAAGAAGAAGGGCAAGGUUGCUGACAACGAUUUCCUGGAAGGCGAGGACCCCACGCAAGAGCAAGACGCUGAUGGCAUCCCUGCAGCUCCAGCUGUGGAUCUUGCAGCAAAGGCGCCUGAGGAGGCUACCAUGGACGAUGAGGAUAUCUUCGCACAGCCAGCCAAGGGCAAGAAGGGCGGCAAGGCAGCACAGCAGAAGAAGGCCGAGCCAGAGCCAGAAGAGGACGCUGAAGAGGGUGGCGGUGGCGUGAAGACCAAGGCACAGAAGGAGAAGGAGAAAAAGGAGCGAGAGAAGCAGCGAAAGAAAGAGCAAGCUGCGGCUAAGAAGAAGGCUGCUCCAGCACAACCAAAGGCAGAAGAGAAGAAAGUCGAGGCUGCGGCUCCGGCUCCGUCACUCGAGCCUCCUGCUGCCGGAGGAAAGAAGAAAAAGCUCAGUCCUGCGCUUGCAGCACUGCAGAAGCAGCAAGAAGAGCUUCGCAAACGACAAGAAGAGGAGCAGCGCGAGAGGGAAGAGCUUGCUAAGCGCGAUGAAGAGGAGCGAAAGCGUAUGGAAGAGGAAGAGAAGGCAAAGGAGGAAGCCAAAGCGGCCAAGAAGGCUAAGGAGAAGGCGAAGAUUGAGGAGAUGAAGAAGGCUGGCACAUACAAGACGGAGAAGCAGCGGAAAGAAGAGGCACGCCAGAAGGAACGACUGCAGCAAAUGCUGGAGUCUGGUGUGAAAGUUGCUGCGCUUGAAGGUGACACGGAGCCUAAGAAGCCGUCUUCUGUGAAGGAUCAACGCAAGAAGAACCCUCGCAAGGAGGCCGAGGAGCGCAAGAAGGCCGAGCAACAGGCUCGCGAAGAGGAGGAGGCGAGAGAGCGUUUGGAAGAAUUGAAGUUGAAGGAGGAGCAGGAGAAGAAGCUUGCUGAAGAGGCCGAGAAGGCCAGACUCAACGCCGAAGCCAAGAAGGACGAAGAGGACGAGCUCGAAGACUGGGAGGCAAUGGCGGAAGCAGAGGAGAAUGGUGUCAAGGAUAGCUGGGACGCGGAGUCUGGGGAUGAGAAGGCCAAGCCUGCGGCCAACGGAAAGGCGCCUGCUCAAGCGAACGGCAAAGACGACGACUCAAGUUCAGAAGAGGAGGAUUCUGACUCCGAUGAUUCCUCCGAAGACGAGGCAGCCCUCACGGCGGCCAAGAGACAGGCAGAGCAGAGACGUCGACAGGCCCAGGAGAAGCGCGAAAAGGAGCGUGAAGCUGCUCUCGCUGCCGCGUCCAAGGACAACCUUCGUUCACCCAUCUGUUGUAUUCUUGGUCACGUCGAUACCGGAAAGACGAAGCUGCUCGACAAGGUCCGUCAGACCAACGUCCAGGAAGGCGAAGCAGGUGGUAUCACACAACAGAUUGGUGCCACUUACUUCCCAGUCGAGGCUCUGCAGAAGAAGACGAACAUUGUCAACCAGGAUGGUGCUUUCGAAUUCAAGGUGCCCGGUCUCCUUGUCAUUGAUACACCUGGUCACGAGUCCUUCACCAACCUCCGAUCUCGUGGUUCGUCGCUUUGUAACAUUGCCAUUCUCGUGGUCGAUAUCAUGCACGGUCUUGAGCCUCAGACGCUGGAAUCUAUGAAGCUGCUGCGCGACCGCAAGACACCUUUCAUCGUCGCGUUGAACAAGAUCGACCGUCUCUAUGGCUGGAAGCCUAUCGCCAACAACGGCUUCCGCGACUCUCUCAGCCUGCAGAAGUCCAGUGUGCAAGGUGAAUUCCACGACAGACUUGAGAAGACUAAGCUCGCAUUUGCUGAGCAAGGUUUCAACGCGGAGCUGUUUUACGAGAACAAGUCCAUGGCGAAGUUUGUCUCGCUCGUGCCAACAUCAGCGCAUACUGGAGAGGGUAUUCCAGACAUGCUCAAGCUUCUCAUCACCCUUACGCAAGAACGCAUGACCAAGCAGCUCAUGUAUCUGACCGAAGUCGAGGCCACCAUUCUCGAAGUCAAGGUCAUUGAAGGUCUUGGUACUACUAUCGACGUGGUUCUGUCGAACGGUAUCCUCAACGAGGGUGACAGGAUUGUGCUCUGCGGUACAGAUGGACCUAUCACUACUGAUAUCAGGGCUCUUCUCACCCCGGCUGAGAUGAAGGAACUGCGUAUCAAGUCACAAUACGUUCACAACAAGCAAGUGAAGGCUGCCAUCGGUGUCAAGAUUGCUGCCAACGGUCUAGACACAGCCAUCGCUGGCUCGCGACUGUUGGUCAUGAAGGACAAGAACGACGAGGAUGAGCAAGAAGAGCUCGAAGACGAAGUCAUGGGCGAUCUGGAGAACCUCAUGUCGCGCAUUUCCAAGACUGGUCGUGGUGUCACUGUGCAGGCUUCCACUCUCGGUUCUCUCGAAGCUCUUCUGGAGUUCUUGCGUGUCUCGAAGAUUCCUGUUGCCAACAUCUCUAUCGGCCCUGUGCACAAACGUGAUGUCAUCACUGCGUCUACUAUGCUGGAGAAGGCCAAAGAAUACGCUGUCAUGCUGUGCUUCGAUGUCAAGGUCGACAAAGAGGCACACGAGAUGGCUGAGCAAAUGGGCGUCAAGAUCUUCAUGGCAGACAUCAUCUACCACCUCUUCGACAGCUUCACGGAUCACAUGAGCAAGCUGGCAGCGCAGAAGAAGGAAGAGAGCAAGAUGCUUGCGGUCUUCCCCUGCGUACUCCGGCCGGUUGCUGUCUUCAACAAGAAGGACCCUAUCGUUGUUGGUGUGGAUGUCGUGGAAGGCAAUCUGCGUCUGCACACACCUAUUGCCGUUGUCAAGCAGAAUUCAGUCACUGGCGUGAAGGACAUUUUCACACUUGGAAGAGUGGUAUCGAUCGAACGCGACCACAAGCAAUUAGACAUUUGCAAAAAGGGUCAGCCUUCGGUGGCUGUCAAGAUCGAGGGUAGCAACCAGCCUGGAUAUGGAAGGCAGCUGGAAGACAAGGAUGUGCUCUACUCGCAUAUCUCGAGAGCUUCGAUUGAUACGCUGAAGCAGUUCUACCGAGAUGAAGUCACCAAGGACGAGUGGGCACUCAUCGCCAAGCACUUGAAGGGGCUGUUCGAUGUCAAUUAAACUCGAGCAUUAUGAUUUGGAGAGGGGGCAAAAAUUCACAUAAUCAUUCGGCGUGUCAUGGGUAUAUAGUAUUUGCUUCCACAAC